Molecule: messenger RNA, 889 nt
Organism: Aspergillus ruber CBS 135680
Lineage: Eukaryota; Fungi; Ascomycota; Eurotiomycetes; Eurotiales; Aspergillaceae
Exons: 2
Coding region: 1-819 (272 amino acids)
Source: RefSeq, a predicted model, not a curated record
AUGCCCCCCGAAAUGUCGAAAAAGGAAGUGACCGUCAAGACAUACUUGGAAGACUCAAUCGACCACAACCAUGCCCAGGCCCAAGGUUGCUGCUGUGGCAAACAUCUCCCUGAACCCAAGGCCCAACACCAAGAAUCUCAUUUGAAACCCCAAGAGCGCUUUCCUCUCUUACCACAAUACCCAAAGAAUUGUCACCAGCGGGGACGGCAACAGUUUUACAGAACCCCUGCACUGCAGCAGGCGACGGAUUUACCGCAGUACCCACAGCCUGUGAAGCUGAUACGGAAACAGGAGCUGGAUCAGGACCAGAAGCAAAAACGACAAGGUCAAGGACCGGAGAAAGACAGGAUCACGAAGCCGAAGUUUCAGGAGAAGCCUCAACAAAAGAUGCAGUUGCCCCGGAAUCCGACUCAGGAGCAGCUCCGUCGGUAUAGGCUUCAGCGGUUCUAUGCUGAAUGCAAAACUCUGCAUGAGACACAAGAGCAAAUUCCAAGUUGGCCUCAGUAUCCAUUUACUUCUCACCAGAUUGAGCGGGUCGAGGAACAAGGUAAAUCUCCGGUGGAACGGCAUUAUACGGCACCCGAGAAGGCAGCUAUGGAUCUGCCUCGGUUCCCAGUAGCUGCAUACAGUGGACGACGACCUUUCAUUGGAAGUAUUCAGCUGCCAACAUCUCGGAUUCAGCCUCCACAGGAGAAGCCGCAACAACGGUCUCGCAGCUCUGAUAAAGGUUCGUUGACUCCUGAGAGUUCAAGACCAUCUUCUGCAAUUGAUGCGGUGUCAAGUGCCGAGUGCGAUAGUUUAUUUGGUAUAUCUAAGUAACGGGAUGGGGAAAUACAGGAAUUUGCAUGCUAUUGCGGUUUGCUAGUUGGUCUUAUGGCCUAUUAAUACG